UACUCAGUCGACGUGUGUGUGGGCGAGAAUGGCACGGUUUUUCACCAAAUUCUUAAGGGUGGUACCACUGUGAACAGUAUACAAUUUUACCAUCUGGAAUCGGAAAAUUCACACUAGCGUCGCGAACGUGUGUCUAGCUUCGUCGUGCUUUUAUGUAAUUUACGUUUCGAGACCGUUGAUUCGAACUUUUAGCGUCAGAACAAUAGAAAACAGUCGAGCAUGGAUUCCACACCAUACACAUGGUGCAUUUGUAUAGUUCUACUAUUCAUCGAAAUUAACGCAGUUCCACUGAAGAAAAGCUCUUCUGGAGGCGAGAAUGCGAACCAGAAUAAUUUAUCGGAAUACGAAAAACAGCUAGAAGAUGAAGAUGUGCGUGAACUGAAAAAUUUAAAGUCAUCUGACGGAAUUUCUCUAAGUGCUUCUAAAUCGCAGAAAUUUACCGGUACUAAUGUCAACGGUAGAAAAGAACAACACGCUGAAAUCAGCCAACAAUUAAACAAAAACGGAGAAUUAAUGGAACGAGUUCAGCAAAAAAUCGAUUCGAAGCAAGAAUCGGAAUCGGUGCAGCCGAAAACGCAAGUUCUCACCGAAAUCGAAAUCGCUCCCAAAAGUAAUCAUAAAUGGUCUCAAGAUGAUGUGCAAAUACGAGACAACUUUCAAAAGAAAAUGGCACCCGUCAAACAGAAGCACUGGAGCGCGGAUAACGCCGCUGCUAAUAAUUUGCUGGACCAAUUCAAAAUGAAAACUGUCGUAAAAUACUUACCGGUAGAAAUGGCUGAUUACAUUUAUCAAACCGGAGAUGAGAGAUCUGUUACGAUGGCCAUUGAAAACUAUUUACGUCUCGGAAUUAUGGAUAGAGAUGAAGCCAUAGCUUAUUUACAAGAAAUCAAAUCUAUUUUGAAUACAAUAAAGGAGAAUGAUUUACGUGAUAAGAAACAGGAGCAGCAAAGACGUUACAUGGAGAUGUACGAAAAUUCGCGUAAUAAUAGAGUCGACAUGAAUCAAGCGUUGUCUGAUUUGAAAGAUAUUCAACAAUUAAUACAGAAUAAAUUCCUGAAAAGAGCGUACACUCUGGAUAAUUUCGAAAAUCAAAAUACUCGUUACCGAUAUAAUAAUAAAGAUGAAGUUGAAGCUCCAGAGAAUUAUAUUGACGAAGGUGUACAGUUCCGGUUCUCAGAAAAAGACUAUAAAAACUUGGCUGAGAAGUUACAGGGUUUUGAAAGUUUGUUUUCCGAGUCGUCGAUGGAAGGUGUUAUUUACGAGUUAGCCAAAGUGUUAUUCUAUCAGUCGUUUUCGAUGAAUGGUCUUGAAGCUCAAGAAUCACUCAAACAAUUCACAACAUUUUUAGAAACACAAGUAGACGAAGGACAUAUUUCACCAAAUAUUGAACGUAAAGUUUUAGAUAUUUUACUAGCUGCAUUAACUGAUACGUUGAACGAACACCCAGAAAUAAUGUACGGAAAAAGUGCAAUGGAACAAUUUCCAAAACAAUCACCCGGAACCGGUCCAUCUGUACCUAGUGGAUUUAAAAUAGUUGAAAAGAAAAGUGGUACUGGAAACAAGAAUCGACACGAUAAAAUGAAUCUCGAAGUAUCCGGUAUUCUGGACGAUGACAAGCAUUGAGAUUUCUUACCUACCUAAAAAUUUUCUACUAUGGUAGAGACAGUAUUUUCUUCCAGUGUGUUUAGUUCAAUACUAUUCUAACCAUUUGUGAUAUACUUUGAAAGUAAUGUUUGGAAACAAAAUUAUAUUUUAAGUUGAAACUUUGUCGAGUACCGUCGCGGGUUGAAAGGCAGAACUGCGUUUUUUAAAAUGUAUAUGUGAAUUAUUAUGUAAGUUAUUCUUAACGAUAUUUUUAUUAAAAUUUCGUACGUUAUCACAUCAAUAUUAUACCUGUAUGAGCGUGUAAUAACUUUGUAAAUUUAUCUUAUUACUUUUCCUCCCUUUUUUCUAUGUUUCAUUUUCAUUGAUUUAAAAACCAUCAUAUUGUAAUUUAUUAUUAAACAGGUUACCUAUAA
Planococcus citri (citrus mealybug) is the source of this 2018-nucleotide messenger RNA. RefSeq lists its product as uncharacterized. Bases 220 to 1623 code for a protein of 467 amino acids. The transcript is spliced from 12 exons. The record is from RefSeq and is a predicted model, not a curated record. NCBI's taxonomy places the organism in Eukaryota, Metazoa, Arthropoda, Insecta, Hemiptera, Pseudococcidae.